Harpegnathos saltator (Jerdon's jumping ant) is the source of this 2415-nucleotide messenger RNA. RefSeq names its product ATP-dependent RNA helicase abstrakt (gene abs). Gene Ontology annotation, molecular function: RNA helicase activity; ATP binding; nucleic acid binding. The transcript has 10 exons. Gene Ontology annotation, biological process: mRNA splicing, via spliceosome. The record is from RefSeq and is a predicted model, not a curated record. The coding region runs from base 386 to 2260 and encodes 624 amino acids. Lineage: Eukaryota; Metazoa; Arthropoda; Insecta; Hymenoptera; Formicidae.
UACACUUUCGGCACUUUGUUUAGAGAGUCUUUUGUUCGCUUCCGUGACGGACGUGAUUUCUGUAACUGUACGCAUAUUUCUGUAACUGUACGCAUAUUUUUUGAUCGUGGGGACUGCGUACGCGUUGUCCCUGUUUUUCUGAUAUCUUCAUAAUCGUUGACUGGCGUAUAGGGGAUAGAGUGUAACAGCUCUGCCCAGAGACAUUUAUUGAACCAGAAUCAGAACCAGGCACUUUGUUUACUUCCUCUCGUAAAAUGUGAUGUGAUUAUUUUUGUAGGAAAUACUGAAAGAUAAUACAUGAAAUUGUAAUUAACGGUAAUACAUCGCAGUGUAUUGCCUUCGAAAAGCUUUAUCAUAGCUUUCUGUUCUCUCAAAAGUUUUUACAAUGAGUGAAAAUCAGGACAAUGAGCCUCCAGUAAAGAGGUACAGAAGAGAGGAGGAGGAAGACAGCCUUGUAGAUACAGAUGAUGAAUAUGUGCCAUAUAUACCUGUUAAACAUCGUAAGAAGCAAUUGCUCACAAAGUUGGGUAAACUUGGACAAUUGAAAGAGGAAGGCACUAAUGCCCUUGGAAAGAGCAGUAGUGAGAAUGAGAAAGAUGAUGCGGAUAAUGACGAUGGACAAGUAUGGGGAAGGAAGUCUAAUAUUUCUCUUUUGGAUCAACAUACUGAACUAAAAAAAUUGGCUGAAGCCAAAAAGGAGAGUGCUAUGGAAAAGCAAUUAAAGGAAGAAGAAAAAAUUUUGGAGAGUGUUGCUGAAAAUAAAGCUCUGAUGGGUGUAGCUGAAUUGGCAAAAGGUAUCCAGUACAAGGACCCCAUCAAAACUAGUUGGCACCCACCAAGAGUAAUACUCCAUCUAGGAGAAAUACGUCAUGAGAAAGUACGAAGAAAGCUCAGGAUACUUGUGGAGGGUGACGAAGUACCACCACCCUUGAAAAGUUUUAAGGAAAUGAAAUUCCACAGAGGAAUCUUAUAUGGAUUGGAACAGAAAGGAAUUAUCAAGCCAACUCCUAUUCAAGUCCAAGGGAUACCUACAGUAUUGUCUGGUCGUGACAUGAUUGGCAUAGCUUCUACUGGUAGUGGUAAAACAUUGGUGUUUGUUUUACCUAUUAUUGAAUUUUGCCUGGAACAAGAGUUGGAUAUGCCGUUUAUCAAAAAGGAGGGACCUUAUGGUUUGAUAAUAUGUCCUUCCAGAGAAUUGGCUAAACAAACGUAUGACAUAAUUCGGCACUAUACCAACAGCUUACGGCAAGCAGACUGUCCAGAGAUACGUAGCUGCUUGGCGAUCGGAGGUGUACCGGUUUCGGAGUCAUUGGUGAUAAUUAACAAAGGAGUACAUAUAAUGGUAGCGACGCCAGGCCGACUGAUGGAUAUGUUACACAAGAAGAUGGUUACCUUGAGCGUAUGUCGUUAUCUUUGUAUGGACGAAGCGGAUCGUAUGAUAGACAUGGGUUUCGAGGAAGAUGUGCGAACGAUAUUUUCCUUUUUCAGGGGUCAAAGGCAGACACUGUUGUUUUCUGCUACUAUGCCGAAGAGAAUUCAAAAUUUCGCACGUUCGGCGUUGGUAAAGCCUGUGACAAUAAAUGUCGGACGUGCCGGCGCCGCUUCGAUGAACGUGAUACAGGAAGUCGAGUACGUCAAGCAGGAGGCUAAAAUUGUUUAUCUCCUGGAGUGUCUCCAAAAGACCGCGCCACCGGUGUUGAUAUUCGCGGAGAAGAAGCGCGAUGUGGAUGCUAUUCACGAGUAUCUGCUCAUAAAAGGAGUAGAAGCUGUUGCAAUACACGGAGGCAUAGAUCAGGAAGAGAGAUCACGCUCCGUCGAGGCAUUUCGCGGAGGUCGGAAGGACGUGCUGGUUGCGACGGACGUUGCGUCCAAAGGUCUUGAUUUUGCUGAUGUGCAACACGUGAUUAAUUACGAUAUGCCGGAUGACGUGGAGAAUUACGUUCACAGGAUAGGACGUACCGGUCGCUCCGGGCGUACCGGCAUCGCGACGACUUUUAUCAAUAAGGCGAACGACGAGUCUGUGUUGCUUGACCUCAAGCAUCUGUUGAUGGAGGCGAAGCAGAAGGUGCCGCCGUUCUUGUUGGAACUUUGCUCGGAGAAUGAAAAGUAUCUCAAUCUGGGAGACGAGCGUGGUUGCAGUUAUUGCGGCGGUCUCGGUCACAGGAUCACAGAGUGUCCGAAACUGGAAGCCGUUCAGAAUAAGCAAGCAUCAAAUAUCGGGCGUCGUGAUUAUCUGGCUAGCAACGCGGCGGAUUACUAACUUUUAAGAUACUUUUUUAAUAAGUGCGUAUUGUACAUAUGUAUAUAUAUACAAAGAUUUAUUUGUACGAAUUGAGUUACUAUAAGAACAAAAUAUAUAUAAAGGAGUAAGAGAUGUGACACACACAUAAAAUUGUAACGUUAUAUUUGGUAUGU